AUGGCUUCAAAACGAAUUAACAAGGAGCUUCAAGAUCUUGGACGUGAUCCACCUGCUAACUGCAGUGCUGGUCCAGUGGGUGAUGAUUUAUUUCACUGGCAAGCGACCAUUAUGGGUCCUGAAGACAGUCCGUAUUCUGGUGGUGUCUACUUUUUGAACAUUUACUUCCCGGCUGAUUAUCCGUUUAAACCACCCAAGGUGAAUUUUACAACGCGCAUCUAUCACUGCAACAUCAACGCUAAUGGCGGUAUCUGUUUGGACAUCUUGAAAGACCAAUGGAGCCCUGCGCUAACGAUUUCCAAGGUCCUGCUGUCAAUCUGCUCGUUGCUUACGGAUGCUAACCCGGACGAUCCACUUGUGCCUGAAAUCGCGCAAAUUUAUAGAACAGACCGUGCGCGUCAUGAUGCUACUGCUCGUGAAUGGACCGCCAAGUAUGCCACUUAG
Messenger RNA from Peronospora belbahrii, 444 nucleotides. The record is from the annotation of a GenBank genome assembly. Lineage: Eukaryota; Oomycota; Peronosporomycetes; Peronosporales; Peronosporaceae.